This is a messenger RNA of Carassius auratus (goldfish), 2873 nucleotides long. Its product is annotated as rhotekin. Lineage: Eukaryota; Metazoa; Chordata; Actinopteri; Cypriniformes; Cyprinidae. Gene Ontology annotation, biological process: actomyosin contractile ring assembly; signal transduction; septin ring organization. The transcript has 13 exons. Gene Ontology annotation, cellular component: actomyosin contractile ring. The coding region runs from base 204 to 1652 and encodes 482 amino acids. The record is from RefSeq and is a predicted model, not a curated record.
AACCUCAAGCGCCACCCAUAGCCUACCACGAACUUCGGAAAAAGCACACCUUAAUCCAUAGUUGUUGCAACAUGUCCAGUAGGAUUUUACACUAAUGGAGUUUUUAAGAUAUAUAUUUAAGCAUUUGGGACGGGGUUUCUGUUUAUUGUAAUGCAGUAGCUUCGGUUGGUCGCUUGAGUUGGGAUUUUCAAUCUACAGCAAUCAUGUUCUGCAGAAACCAGACUUCCAGAGCCACUGUGGCCCGUGGAUCCGCGAUGGAGGUGAAGAGAGGCCGGUUCCGCCUGAGCGUGCUGGAGGACUCCGCACAGGACUGUGAGGUUCAGAGACUGAUCGAGAGAGAGGUGAGGAUCAGAGAAGGGGCCAGUAAGCUUUUAGCUGCGUGUUCUCAGAGAGAUCAGGCUCUGGAAGCUUCCAAGACUCUCCUCACAUCCAACAGCCGCAUACUGGCCCUCAUGACCCAGCUGCAGCGCAUGAAGGAAGCCCAGGCCAUGCAGAGAGCAGGACGGAGGUCAUCUGAUGGUGCGUCUGUUGAUGAGCGAUUACCUUGUACUGGAAAAGUAGCUAUUUCAGAUAUUCGCAUUCCUCUCAUGUGGAAAGAUUCAGAGUAUUUUAAAAACAAAGGAGAGCUGCACCGGUGUGCCGUAUUCUGUUUGCUGCAGCUGGGGACAGAGAUUCACGAUACGGAUCUCGUAAUAGUGGACCGGACACUCACAGACAUCUGUUUCGAUGAACCAGUGAUAUUCACUGACGUACCUACAGACUUUGACCUGCGGGUGGAGCUCUACAGCUGCUGUGUGGAGGAGGAAUUCAGCAUGGGCUCCUCCACUCGGAGGCUGAGCCGGCUGGGAAGUGCCUCCAGUAAGAAGUUCAUGGCAACUUUAGAGACCGCAGCGUCCUGCAGUUCCCCCGGAGGAGAAUCACCGGUUCUGCUGCUUGCUCCGUCUGUACGAAGCCCUAAAUAUCACCUCCUGGCCCAUAAAUCUCUGACCCUGAGCCACGCACAGAACUCUUUCCGAACACAUGACCUGACGAUAUCAGACACAGAGGGCUCUUUGUUCUGGUUGCCGCUCUAUGGUAACAUGUGCUGUCGCCUCGCGGCCCAGCCUUUCUGUAUGACUCAAGUUGUCAUGUGCGGAAAACUCCGAAUUCGGUCAGAGAGCAAUCCUGUGGACUGGAGAGACGUCUACGGUGUUCUGAGUGGGUCACUUUUAAAAUGUUACCAGCAGCAAGACAACACCGAUUCUUUAGAGACCCCACUGUUCACGAUUCCCAUUAAUAAGGACACCUGUGUGCAUGCCACAAAGAGCGACCCGGCUCUACAUACUCAAAGUAUCACCAUAACAAACCAGAGUGGUGAUGUGACCCCAUACACCAUUGCCACACACACGUCUGAAGACACACAUGACUGGAUGGAAGCCUUCAGGCAGCAUUUCUAUGACAUGAGUCAAUGGAAACAGUGCUGUAAUGAGCUUAUGAAGAUUGAGGAACCUUCUCCAAAGAAAAUGACGUUGACAUUAAAACAAGGCUCCCUGUAUCAUGAAAUGGUUACGUCACCAUCCACCAAGACCAGAAACCACCUGGAACCCCUGAACAGACCUGUUUCUUCUGAAAUCCAAAGCCUGCUGUCCACCUAUUAUAAUGACAGUUACUGAAGGAUCGAACAAGAAAACUAAAGAAAAAAAACUGUUUUGUGCACAGCUCAACACACCCAGUAUAUUAAAGCACACACGCAUCUUUUCUGGGAAAAAUGAAAUUUCGAGUUUUUUGUUUUGUUUUGUUUUUUCAUAUUUGUUUGGUAAAUCCGAAAAGCACACCCGAGUACAAAAUACCGUAUUGGCUCUCAAACUAAUAUAUAACCCUAAUAUUACAAGACUAUACAGCUUCCUACUUUUUAGCUACAUACCAUAUAUACCGUAUAAUAAUAAAGAUACUUUGACUUGGUGUUAAGAAUUAAGAGUGUUGCAAGAGAUAUAUUAAAACUAUUAAAAAGUAUAUCAGCUUGUCAGUACAGCAUAUACAUGUACAGAAGGGUAUUUUCUCUCUUUGUUUUAAGACCACAUUUCUUUUUCAUUGUACAGUAAAGGUCUGGCUCUUUAUGUAUCAUUCAUCAAGCCUGUAUUGGAUCAGGGCUUAAUGUCGCUGGAUUUAAAUCACUCACCUUUAAAAUUGACUGGAACAUUUUUACUUGCUACAAGCUAUGGAAAUCCUGCACGAGAAGAGUUUGACGGUUUGUUUUUGUUGAUUUUUUUCAGUCAUAGUAAUUAUUGUACCACCCAAGGCCAUUCAAGAGAAUUGAGCAACUCAAGUUUAAUGUGGAUUUUAAGUUCAACAGUUUAAGUUCAGUUUCUUAAGAAAAAUCAGUCAAACAGCCAACCAACCAGCACCGUUUCAAAUGGUUAUGAAUAUAACCAUCAUCUCUAAACCUUACCUGAAUUUAAAAUUUAGAUCUAUCAAGAUCAAUGAAGUUGUCAGUGAUAGCUGGAUAGUCCCUACAGAAUCUUGACUUAUUGUAAUUUGUAUUAAAUGAGAAUUGUUCUUCAUUGAUCAAAUAUGUUCACUGAUACAGCUCCAUUCUGAGAACAUUGUUUUGAAUAGCAAGCUAAAAUUGUUGACUGAUUUGUCUUUGUGUAUGAUUUGUAACCCUUUUAGCAAUUUGGCUGGUGCUAACCCAAAGGUUGUAGGUUCAAAUCCCAGGAGAAGCCACCUUCCACCAUAGUGUCCGUGAAAAAGAUGUCACAUGGCUUCAGGGAAUCUUUGUUCCUGCUCUUUCUGAACAGACAAAUCUGUUGUUUCAUGAUUUAUAUGAAAAUUAUGUGUUGUUAAUGCCAUGAUAAUAAAAUGAAUGGUGGGAAAUCCCCAUCACUUCUUGUUUA